UGCCUGUCUCAGUGCAUGUCUCGGAGUCCCUCUGUGGUGUAGGAUGUCUGAUGUCCUAGGUCACUCUCUGUAUGGGACGUUCUCACUUUUCGCAUAUCUUUCACGUGGUAUUCAUAGUAUGAAACAGAAUCUGAUACAUAUCCUGGAUGUCUCUUUGCCUCCUUGGGCACUCCAACCAACAGGAUUUUAGCCAUGGGCGGGGGUGGCCCUAACCCUCUUACUCAUAUCACAACAACUGUAACUAGAGAAGGAACGAGUUUGGGAGAGAGACAAAGCCAGAUAGGACAGACUGAUCCUGAGAAUAACAUAGACCUGUACAUGUAUGAGGAGUGACUGAGGUAGCACAGAUGUCCUAUAUACAAAUGGCAGAACAAGUGUAGACAUUACACCAUGGAAGGAUAAGGGAAACUUUAAGGUUGAAUAGAUGGCUGGAGAAUUGGAGAAAAGGCUCUUACAAUUAUUAAUUGGUAAAAAAAAAAAAAGGGAAUACCAUAGAGCUUCAUAUACUUUGAGGGACACUUGACCUUUUUACAUUAUGAAAAAAACGUCCUCUCCCAGGGAACAGAGAGGUCAAGCUUGGAAAUAUAAGUAGAAGUGGCUCAAGAGAAUUGCUGAAAGUCUACCAUGUUCUCAUUUGGAGGGGCUUCCUUCCACGGACGCAAUGACAGACCAGACCUCGAGCCAGACCUUCUGAACUUCAAGAAAGGAUGGAUGUCCCUGCUUGAUGGCAAUGGCGAGUGGAAGAAACAUUGGUUUGUUCUGACGGAUUCCAGUCUCCGAUAUUACAGGGACUCCAAUGCAGAAGAGGCAGACGAACUAGAUGGUGAGAUUGAUCUCCGAACUUGCACUGACGUGCCUGAGUUUGCAGUACAGAGGAACUAUGGCUUCCAAAUUCAUACACGUGAAGGAGUGUUUACACUCUCAGCUAUGACUUCUGGGAUACGCAGGAACUGGAUUGAGGCUCUCAGGAAAAAUGUGCAACCUGUCUCCAUUCCUGAUGUCACCAAACUUUCAGAGAGUAAUAAAGAAAACACAUUUACGGCCACACGCCUUAGUCAAAGGCCGGAUGACCUGCGGGUUGGGUCAGAAGUUAAACAGAGAAAGGUGGACAUUACAAGCUCUCGUCAGGGGUCAUUUGAUUAUGUGGAGCUCUCCCCUCUUUCCCCGGCUGAAGAACGGGAUCAAAGGUCAGAGGAACGUAGGCGCUGGUUUGAGGCUCCAUCAGGAGGUGACAUCGCUAUUGCACGCCGUGUCUCCACAUCUGCACUGUCCGAGGAUGAGAAGAAGCGUCUUAAUGAGGACAUUGAUACUAAAUGGAAGGAACUGGAGCGAUUGCCUCUGAGGGAGACCAAACAGACCACGUUAACUUGUUUGCUAGGAGGAAGUAGAAGCAAAGCUGGAGGAGAGAAUACGGCAGCCUUAGAGAAGCAGGUUCAGAGCCUGAAAAUGCAACUGGAGAAAGCGAAAAAGGAUCUAGAGUCGCAAAGAGGAGGCGGUGUGGGGGCUGCUCCCCCUGGAUUUAUUUCCCAAGAGUCAUGUGAGCGUAGCCUUGCCCAGAUGGAAGCUACCCACCAGCAAUUAAUAUCCGAGCUGCAGAGGCACCAUGAAUGGGAGGUUCAGAGGUUGCGGCAGGAGAAGGAGCAGCUUUUGGCAGAAGAGGCCGCCGCUACAGCUUCUGUAAUUGAAGCAAUUCGCACAGCACAUAAAGAGGAGCUACAGAGAGAGGUUGAGAAGGCCAGGUCAUUCCAGCACGGGAACUCGCCAGGACAUGAAAUCAUCCGCAGGCAGCACCAGUCUGACAUGGAAUCUUUGAGGCGGGACUUGCAGACCCUGUCUGAGCGUUACUCCCAGAAGUGUCUGGAGGUUGGCACUCUGACCCAGACUGGAGCGGAGAGGGAGCGGAACCUGCAAAAGUGCCAAAUGGAAGGGCAGGAGCUACUAAAACAGAAUCGGGAAUUAAACAAUCAACUCUCAGCAGAGAUUGGGAAGUUGCGUGCCUUCAUGGCUGGAAAUGGGCCAAGUGACGAGCUGAAAGGAGGAGGCAAGAGCUGCACUGAAUUGGAGGUUUUGCUGAGGGUUAAGGAGAAUGAGCUGCAAUAUAUGCGAAAAGAGAUCUCUUGUCUACGGGAGGAUCUACAAAACCUGCAGAAGGAUAAACGGUAUGCCUCGGAAAAAUAUAAGGAUAUUUAUGCAGAGCUCAAUAACAUCAAAACCCGCUCAGAGCGAGAAAUCGACCAGCUGAAGGAACAUCUGAGGCUUGCGAUGGCGGCUCUGAGGGAAGAAGCCGCACUGCGCAACAGUGUAGGAGAAUAGUGUGAAUUGUCCUGGCCGUCUAACAGCAGAGUUGGAACACGUGUGCAUUAGAACAUGGAGACAUUGUCAAGAUUCCACCUCCUUCACCACAAGCCUGCUUCCUAUAUAUGUGAAUCACAGAAUUUUAUACUGUUCAUUAUUAAUUUUAUUAUUAUUAUUUGGGGAUACUCUCUACCGAGCAGGUUUAACUGCGUAGAGACAGUGCCACAAGGUCAUAUAGCCCAGACGUGCUGCCCUUUAUUGCUGGGCAUGCUGGGAUAACUUCCUUUUAUCUGUUACAGAUGGGGAAACUGUAAAUGUUUUUUUUUUAUUUUAGUUUUUUUAUUUAAAGCUUAUUUUUGUGUGUGGAUAUGGGAGCAAACCGUGCAAAACUGGGUUUGGUGCAAGGACCAGUGUAUGGGCACUGGGUGUGGUGGGAGGACCAAUGUAACGGUGUUGGGUGUGGUCAGUGGAACAUUGUAAGUACCCUAGAUACUACUUCUUAUGGAAUUGUAGAUGUUAAGAGAGGAGCUUAGUGUGUGUGCUAGACUUGCAAUAGCAGUGUUGGCCUACUAAAGUUGAAAAGAAUGUAACAUAUGGUGGAAUGGCUGUGAUAAGAACACUGGAUUAUUGUCAGGCUGUUAGCCAAAGAAGUGGAUGAAAAGUUGGAUGUUGUGGAAGAGACCAAUUCAUGGAGGAUUUUGAGGGCAGCUUUGCAAAAAUGCUUUGUAUGGGGAUAUUGUCUAUGCAGAGCAGUUUUCAGAACUACUAUUCAGCAAUUAACUAAACUUAAUUACCCAGGAUGCUCUUUACCGAUGUAUGACAGAGCGGAACUAAAUAAGGGGAGUCUAUACACCUUCUUAUUACCUUUUUUAUAUGCUAUUUUAUUUUUAGGCUUUUGUUUAAAAUGAACUAUUACUGAUCUCGAAUCUGCGUUUGUAAAAUACAUUCCAUCUUUCAUGGAAAAUAAUUAAUUAAUUAAAAAUGCACACUUAUUUUAAAAUGUUUACAUUUUUCUGGUUUGCAAAAUAUUGUCUCCCACAGUCAACCAAUAUUAAAGUGCUGGCUGAAUGUAACAUGUCUUCAGUUGAGUUCCCAAUUGAAUAGCUAAGCUUGCAGGUUGUAACCUUCGCCAGCUGGGGCAGGAAUACAUUUCCCAUAAUACUUUGCCAGACCUUGUUCUCUUCGUUGAAAACCUCUGAACUAAGCAUUCCUCACAAUUAUGCGUUCUGGUGACCUCAUAUUUAGUUGGUUAGAUGAUUAUGGGCUUGGAGGAGAGCAAUUUCAAAGUUGAACAAUUUGAUUCCAGUCCGGACCGUAACAACGAUAUUCUAUGCAAAAUGGCACACAGAGGAGGCUGCAAAUUACUAUAUUGCAUAUGUCUGAAGUAGAAGUGGCAUACACUGUUUUAAUUCCUGUAAACUCAUUGAUUUAUUCAUUAAAAACUGAAAUGUAAAAGUCAGGCCAAAAAAGCCGAACUCUGGCUAUAGCUGGGCUGGAGAAUUUUUGUCCUGGCACAUUUUGCCUAGAUAAACAAAAUUUGGGGUUUAGUUUUUAAAUACUACCUACCAUGAAUACAAUUCUAAAGCUUUAGUAUUUUUUUGUUUAAAGCAUGUAGUGCUGGGGAUAAUCCUUAAAACCAAGUUUUUAAAGGGAUUUAUUGUGCGACUUAUUUUAAUGCAUUCUAUCAAUAAUGUAUAAAGAAGCCUUGGGAAGAAAUACACAUUUUUAAGAUGGUAUACUGCCUGUAGAGAAUUCACAGCUUCCACUUGCUUCCCUACAUAUGCAGUUUCAGGAAAUACUCUAGGCUCUGAUAAAAUGUCAGAGCCUAGGGAUAAUCUACAUAGAGGAAAUGUGUAUAGAUCAACGUAUAUUUUUUAAAUUAUUAUUUUGAGUCUUCAAUACACUUUUUAUGCAUUGGAUAUAAUGCAUUAAAAACAAGGUCGAAACCAUCUUUAA
Messenger RNA from Pelobates fuscus (common spadefoot toad), 4251 nucleotides. It is a transcript of the gene TRIOBP, whose product is annotated as TRIO and F-actin binding protein. Gene Ontology annotation, molecular function: actin filament binding. The record is from RefSeq and is a predicted model, not a curated record. Gene Ontology annotation, cellular component: actin cytoskeleton. The transcript has 14 exons. Gene Ontology annotation, biological process: positive regulation of substrate adhesion-dependent cell spreading. Lineage: Eukaryota; Metazoa; Chordata; Amphibia; Anura; Pelobatidae. The coding region runs from base 625 to 2313 and encodes 562 amino acids.